AUGCUCAGUGAAUGGCUCGUGGACAUUCCGGAACAGCUAUCAUCCGAAUGGAUGAUGGUGCCGUCGCCAGUUGGUAAACGGGUACUAGUAGUGGCAGCAAAGGGUGCCACAACUGCAUAUAACAAAGCCGGUAAAACCAUUACACAAUUCCGAUCUCGAUUACCAGGAGGAUCUGGGAAGUCAAGUGCGUAUACGAUAUUGGAUUGUAUAAUGACUGCAUCGAAGACAUUUUACUGUUUGGACGUAUUAGCCUGGAAUGGCAUGGAUAUGAGUGCGAAUCCUUUCGAUUUCCGACAAUUCAUGCUCAGUUCCAAACUGAAGGAGUCAUCGGAGCUUUCGGCAGUAUCCAGGCAGUACCCAUAUCGAUUUUUACCGUUGCCGUGUUGUAAGUGUGAACGAGCGUUGAUGGAGGAAAUGAUGAGAAACGGGUUCGACUUCGAAUUGGAUGGCUUGUUAUAUUAUCACAGUGGUGUAGUCUAUGAGGCUGGUCAGAGUCCGUUGGUUGGUUGGCUGAAGCCGUGGAUGCUGCCAGAGAUUCUGAAUGUACCAGUGCCAGAAAAGUUUUUAAAUGAGAACUCGUUGCAACAGUCGUCACAACAGUUCAUCGACGCUUUCAAUAUCGAACAUCGACAUACGUCGAAAAUCAAUAAAACCAUGGAAACGGAUUAA
Cooperia oncophora is the source of this 669-nucleotide messenger RNA. The record is from the annotation of a GenBank genome assembly. NCBI's taxonomy places the organism in Eukaryota, Metazoa, Nematoda, Chromadorea, Rhabditida, Trichostrongylidae.